CGGCGAAGAUGGAGGAGGAGGCGGGGGGGCGGCGGGGCGCGCGCCGGGCGGCACCGGGGGGACCCCAGGGCUCCCGGGCGGCGCGGGCACAGUCCCGGUGCCCCGGCCGGCGCUGACGGACACGCGCCUCUGCGAGCCCCCCCGGCACCCGCGGGCCACCAUGGACCCCCAGAGCGACACAGAGGGGGGGUCCGGCCGUGAGCCCCCGCUGGAGCUGCUGCCCCGUGUCCCCCUGCACGCUGCCUUGCCCGCCCCAGGGCCGGAGGGGCCGGAGGGGCCGGGGCCCGAGGCGGGGGUGGACGCGGGGCUGGCGGCGGCGCGGGAGCAGCAGCUGCAGCGGGAGCUGGUGGCCCUGAAGCAGCAGCAGCAGCUCCAGAAGCAGCUGCUCUUCGCCGAGUUCCAGAAGCAGCACGAGCACCUCACCCGCCAGCACCAGGUCCAGCUCCAGAAGCACCUCAAGCAGCAGCAGGAGGCCCUGGCAGCGCGGCGGCAGCAGGAGCUGGAGCAGCAGCGGCAGCGGGAGCGGCAGGAGCUGGAGCAGCAGCGCCUGGAGCAGCUCCAGAGCCUGCGCCCCAAGGAGCGGGGCCGUGACAGUGCCAUCGCCAGCACGGAGGUGAAGCUGAAGCUCCAGGAAUUCCUGCUCAGCAAGACGAAGGAGCCGGGCCCUGGCCCCCCCAACCAUUCCCUCCCCCAGCACCCCAAAUGUUGGGCUCACCACACCUCGUUGGACCAGAGUUCCCCCCCCCAGACCGGCAGCCCGGGGACCCCCCCGUCCUACAAGCUCCCCCUCCUCGGCACCUACGACGGCCGGGACGAUUUCCCGCUCCGCAAAACCGCGUCCGAGCCCAACCUGAAGGUGCGCUCGCGGCUGAAGCAGAAGGUGGCGGAGCGGAGGAGCAGCCCCCUCCUGCGGCGCCGCGACGGCUCCGUGCUCAGCGCCUUCCGCAAGCGCCACGUGGAGAUCACCGUGUCAUCGGUCUGCAGCAGCGCCCCCGGGUCGGGGCCCAGCUCCCCCAACAGCUCCCACGGUGCCCACAAUGGCCUGGCCGCCUCUGUCCCCAACAUCCACAGCGAGCAGCUCCUGCCCCAGCCCCGCGCCCUGGCCCUGGACGGGGCCCAGCUCAGCCUCUACACGUCCCCAUCGCUGCCCAACCUCUCCCUGGGGCUGCAGGCCACUGUCACCGUCACCAGUGCCCACCUCCCCGUGUCCCCCAAGCUGUCGCCGCAGGCGGAGGGCGAGCGGCCGGGGGUGCCCCCGGGGGUGUCCCCGCUGCGCCCCGGGGCCGCCCUCACCGGGAAGUUCCUGAGCACGUCCUCGAUCCCGGGCUGCCUGCUGGGGGUGGCCCUGGAUGGGGGGGAUGCCCCGGCCGGGUCCCCAUCCCUGCUGCAGCACGUGCUGCUGCUGGAGCAGGCGCGGCAGCAGAGCACCCUCAUUGCUGUGCCCCUGCACGGGCAGUCCCCGCUGGUGGCGGCGGAGCGGGCCGGGGCUCCCCGCGGCGGGGGCAGCAAGCUGCCGCGGCACCGGCCCCUGAGCCGCACGCAGUCCUCGCCGCUGCCGCAGAGCCCCCAGGCGCUGCCCCACGGGCCCCUCCAGCAGCACUUCCUGGACAAGCAGCAGCUCCAGCUGGCUAAGCUGCUCCCCAAGGGGGCGGAGCUGGCCCGGCAGCCCCCCACCCACCCCGAGGAGACGGAGGAGGAGCUGACGGAGCAGCAGUCGCCCCCCCCGGGGGAGAGGGGCCCCCCCGGCCCCCCCCUCGGCCCCCCCAUUGCCCUGGUGUCCCCAGAGGCCGGGGACCCCCCGGAGCAGCCCCAGGACCCCGAGGGCUGCCAGGAGCCAGGGGACAGCGGGGACGAGGCCGAGGCCCCUGGGGACCCCGACGUCACAGAGCUGGGGGUCACCUACAAGCAGGUGUACCCCGAGGCGCCGCUGCAGCUCUUCCCCGCGCCCCCCCUGGGGGUCCUGGCUCUGCCCACGCCGCCCUCAGCCCGCACGCAAUCGUCCCCGGCCAGCGUCAAACCCCCCCAGCCCGAGGGGCCCCCCAAGCACCUCUUCACCACAGCUGUGCCGUGCCAGGUGUGGGUGUACGACACGUUCAUGCUGAAGCACCAGUGCACCUGUGGGAACACCACCAUCCACCCCGAGCACGCCGGCCGCAUCCAGAGCAUCUGGUCCCGGCUGCAGGAGACGGGGCUGCUGGGCAAGUGUGAGCGGAUCCGGGGCAGGAAGGCGACGCUGGAGGAGAUCCAGACGGUGCACUCGGAGCACCACGCGCUGCUCUACGGCACCAGCCCCCUGAACCGCCAGAAACUGGACAGCAAAAAGCUGCUGGGUCCCAUCACUCCGAAGACGUACGCGGUGCUGCCGUGCGGGGGCAUCGGGGUGGACAGUGACACGGUGUGGAACGAGCUGCACUCGUCCAGCGCGGUGCGCACGGCCGUGGGCUGCCUGCUCGAGCUGGCCUUCAAGGUGGCCGCAGGGGAAGUCAAGAAUGGCUUCGCUGUCAUCCGCCCCCCAGGCCACCACGCCGAGGAGUCCACGGCCAUGGGCUUUUGCUUCUUCAACUCCGUGGCCAUCUCGGCCAAGCUGCUGCAGCAGCGGCUCAGCGUGGGCAGGAUCCUCAUCGUGGACUGGGACAUCCACCACGGCAACGGGACCCAGCAGGCCUUCUACAGCGACCCGCACGUGCUCUACAUCUCCCUGCACCGCUACGACGACGGCAACUUCUUCCCGGGCAGCGGGGCCCCCGAGGAGGUGGGCAGCGGGCUGGGCGUGGGCUACAACAUCAACAUCGCCUGGACCGGCGGCGUGGACCCCCCGAUCGGGGACGUGGAGUACCUGACAGCCUUCAGGACGGUGGUGAUGCCCAUUGCCAAGGAGUUCUCCCCGGACCUGGUGCUGGUCUCCGCCGGCUUCGACGCCGUCGAGGGCCACCUGUCCCCUCUCGGUGGCUACUCCGUCACCGCCAAGUGUUUCGGGCACCUGACCAAGCAGCUGAUGAUGCUGGCCGGGGGCCGGGUGGUGCUGGCGCUGGAGGGGGGACAUGACCUGACGGCCAUUUGCGACGCCUCCGAGGCCUGUGUCACUGCCCUGCUCGGCCUCGAGCUGGAGCCCCUGGACCCGGCCCUGCUGCAGCAGAAGCCCAACGUGAACGCAGUGGCCACGCUGGAGAAGGUCAUCGAGAUCCAGAGCCGGCACUGGGGCUCUGUCCGGCGCUUUGCCGCCGCCGUGGGCCGGUCCCUGCUGGAGGCGCAGCGUGGGGACACCGAGGAGGCCGAGACGGUGACAGCCAUGGCCCUGCUGUCCGUGGGGGCUGAGCACGGCAGGACGGAGCCACAGGCCAGGCCAGCAGAGGAGCCCAUGGAGGCUGAGCCCACGCUCUGACCCACCCGGAUCAUCCAGCAAACCAAGGAACACCUGGAAAAGAUGAAAAACACACACACAAAAAAAAAAAAAAAUCACAGUAAAAGGAAAAAAAAAUCCAAAACACACAGACAAAAAAAAACACUAAAAAAAAAAAAGACAAAAAAAAAAAAAGGCAGAAAUCGAAAGGAAAACCAGAAAAAAAAAAGAGGAAAAUAUUUUCUUUUUCUAUUAAAAAGAGGAGAAAAACACAAAAAAAUCCCCCCGCCCGUCCUGUGCCCCCGGCUCCCCGCGGUGUUUGCGGUCGUGUCUCUUGUGCAGCAGCAGUUCCACCAGCACCCCCUGUCCCCCCCAUGUCCCCCCUUGUCCCCCCGUGUCCCCUGUGUCCAUCGGGUCCCCCCCGGCGCUGCCCGGACCCUCCCGGGGCUCCUCGAGAUUUUUUUUAGGGUUUUUUCCUUAUUUUCCCCUAUUUUUGUGUCUCCCCCCCUCGUUCCCUCCCUGGCUCCGUCCGCCCCCCCCGGGGGAGGCAAUGGGAAAUAUUCGUGCCUUUAAUUAAGUAUUUUUUUUUAAUGCCUUAAUUUCCCUUCAUUUUGGGUUUUUCUUAAUUUUCUUGGGUUUUUUUUUUGUUUUCCCUUCGGCCUCCCCGUUUUGGAUGGGGACAGGAGACAAAGGGACGAGCCCUGUCCCCAACCCCCCCCUCUGUCACUUUGUCACCCCGGCGCCUUUGUUGGGAUCAAAUUUAUCUUUAUAGGAGAGGGAAAAACAAAAAAAAAAAAAAAAAAAAAAAAGGAGAGAAAAAGAAAAAAAAAAAAAAAGAGGAAAAACCACUUUAUUUUCCUGUUUUGUCACCAGCCGGAGGGGCCUCGGAGCGAUUUUAGCUUUAAAAGAGAGAAAACCACCCCCCCAAAAAAAAAGGGAUAUAAUUUUAUUACAGAUGGAUUAUUUAAUAGUAUUUUUUUAAUGGGGGGGCGGAGGGGGCGACUGGGACAGGGACAGCGCGUCGUGGGUUAAAUUAUUCCGGGGGUGGGCGGGAAUUUGGGGUGGUCCCAAAUUAGGACAGGGGGCUAAGGGUGUCCUUGUCACCUCCCCUGGGGGGGAAGGACCCGGUUGAGGGUGAGGAAAGAAGGGGGGGGAAUCCUGGGUGUCCCCAACUGUGGGGACACCCCGAGUGUGGUGGGAUCCCCGUCCCAUCCCGGGAGACGAAAACGCCUCUGGAUUUGUGGGGAGGGGAUCAGGGUCUCCGGCCCCCCCUGGAUUGCUUUGGGCUGGUGUCCCCCCCCCCCUGCCCCGCCGUGUGUCCCCUGUGUCCCCCGGUCCGUCCGUCCGUCCGUCCGUCCCCGCUCACGCUCGCUCUGGGUCUCGGUUCAGUAUUUUGUAAGAUGUCACCGAUGUUCGUCCUUGUAUAAAUAAACUGUUUCUGGCAAUA
Messenger RNA from Agelaius phoeniceus (red-winged blackbird), 4787 nucleotides. The record is from RefSeq and is a predicted model, not a curated record. NCBI's taxonomy places the organism in Eukaryota, Metazoa, Chordata, Aves, Passeriformes, Icteridae.